CCGGGCGCGCCAUAAAGCGGAGCGCGGGGCGGCGCGGCGGCAGCGCUCGCUGGGGAGCUCCGGCGGCAGCGGCGGCCACCAGCCACCAGCGGCGGGGACUCCGGCGGGGACCGCUCCUUGCACGUCGCGCCCCUGCGCCGAGCACCGAGCCGCAGCCCGGCGCCCCCAUGACUCUGAACCGCGGCGACAAGCUGCGCUGCCUGGACAAGCGGCGCGGCAGCAUGCCCUUCGCGGCGCACCAGCACCAGCACCUGCACCGGCGCAGCAUGCCGGUGGACGAGCGGGACCUGCGGGCGGCCCUGCCGCAGGGCGAGCUCUCGGGGCUGGUGCGCUGCACCUCGUACAGCCCCGGCGAGGCGCACCGCGAGAGCUGGGCCUCCGACUCCUCCGACUCGGUCAUCUCCUCGGGCAGCGACUCGGACGGCCGCCUCUACAAGGUGAUCCUGCUGGGCGAGCACGGCGUCGGCAAGACCAGCCUGGCCCGCAUCUUCGGCGGCGUCGAGGACUGCGCGGACGCGGAGGAGGCCGGGAACACGUACGACAGGUCCAUCGUCGUCGAUGGGGAGGAAGCGUCUCUCGUGGUGUUCGACAUAUGGGAGCAGGAUGAUAGUCAAUGGCUUCAGAAUCACUGUAUGAAGAUGGGAGAUGCUUAUAUUAUUGUAUAUUCAGUGACAGACAAAGUUAGCUUUGAAAAAGCUUCUGAGCUAAGAAUCCAACUACGAAGAGCGAGACAAACAGAAGACAUUCCUAUUAUUCUUGUAGGCAAUAAGAGUGACCUGGUCCGAUCCCGGGAGGUCUCAGUUGAUGAGGGACGGGCCUGUGCUGUGGUAUUUGACUGCAAGUUCAUUGAGACUUCAGCUGCUCUUCACCAUAACGUCAAGGACCUGUUUGAAGGUAUUGUUCGGCAAAUUAGACUGCGCAAAGACAGUAAAGAAGACAAUGCAAGGAGAAUGGCCAACACAAAAAGAAGAGAAAGCAUAGGCAAAAAGGCCAAGCGAUUCCUUGGGAGAAUUGUAGCAAAGAACAACAAGAAGAUGGCUUUCAAAGCAAAAUCAAAAUCUUGCCAUGACUUAUCUGUGCUUUAGAAGCUUUCAGCAAAGCCAGAUGUUGCACGUGGCUGCUGAACAAGCAUUUGACUGUUUUGAGAAGUGUAUGGAUGAUCCUCGUGGUGAUAAAAAGACUGACUAUCCACUGAGACUCUUUAAUGCCUUAAGGUGCACAAGCAAGACCGGAAGUUGCAUUACAGUGUCUGCUUCAUUGAUAAAUGGUUUAAGUUUCAAUAUGUGCAAGUAAAUGAACUAGCUAAUAAGUGGCUUCACAUGCCCACACUUUCACUGUGUACAUAAAAUAUGUCCUCUUGUUCUGUGGAUACCAGAGAUGCAAAGAUAAGAAAGGAUGAUGAUAGAAAAUGAAGUAUCACCACAGACUCUUCUCGUUUGCAGAGCAAAACUUGAAAAUUGUACGCAGGCUCGUACACUCUUUUUAGUAUAAAGCAAGCAAUGUUAAAUCUUUUUAAAAUUAAAUGUGGGGUUGGGGGAGUAGAACCACAUUAGAAUGGGAGAAAGCAAAUUAUAGAGAGAGUUAAAUACAGAAUAAAUAUCCUUUUAUGAAGUUAAUUUGCACUUCCAUUAACUGUUAUUCAAUUAAUUUGUUACUUGUUUACAGGCAGAUUUUAUAAUAAAGUAUUAUUUCCUGUUAUAAUAAACUGUGCUUUUCUCAUAGCAUAGAUAAAGAAAGAGCAGUAUUUUUAUACUGGCAUUUUUUCACUGUACAAAAAGUUAUACACAGACUUCAAUUAUCUAUGCAGACUUGCACAUGAUAAAUAUCUGGAAUGAAAUCAAUCAGGAAUACUCUGUGUCCACUCCUUUGUAGAUAGCUUUCCAGAGAUAGACUCUACUUUUACUAUCUUGAUGAAUAUUCUACUUGGGAAGUGGAGCAGGAGCUGGACCUUUUUUAUUGUUUAUCUUCAGCCUGGUUCUCAGUUCAGCUCUAGCAGGAACAGGCCUCUGUAUAACGCCUUUAGCUAGAUAGAAGUCUUAUGUCUAGUUACAUUGAUAAAUAGAAGCCUAUCAUGAUCUACUAAAGUCCUCUCCUGCCUUGAAGGUUCUGUGUUAUAGUCAAUAAGCAAAUGGCUUUUUUUCUUCUUUUCUGCUGACAGUAUAAUUCCCUCAUCUAUUCACAAGUCUGUAGAUACAUUUCAGUGAUUUCAAGAAGAUCAAACCAGCUUGGCAAGGCUGUUUGAAAGAGGUGGAGGUAGAUGCUCCAGUGUAUAGUGUGGCCUUCGGUGCUGUUAUGGUUUUCAUACUCAUUUUGCUCUGUUCAAAUUAAUGCAUUUCCAUAAUUUUUCCCUGUUUGCUCUUCAUGAAGUUAAAAUGCUUAGCUAGCAAUCAUGUCUCAGUGAAACAUUUGGACUUGCUACAUUUGCUUUGUAAAUUCCUCUUCAUAGGAUAUAUUCUCUCAAAUUCUUCCAAAAACUCAGUUCCCACAGUCAAUAAAACAUACGCUCCUGUGUCUCUCUCUACUCUCCUUGGCUGAGUCUAGCUGCUGAGAGAGACUGUCAAGCUGUGUGCGAACACUUUUUGCCCAUGGUUUUAUAGUGGCUGAUCUUUCCCAUACAGCAGAUCGAUUGCAUCAUCUGUCAUACCUUAGAGCAGGCUUCCACGAGCUCAAACUCCUCUCCGCUGGGCUAGUCCAGUGCUUGGGUGCUCAUCAGGGAACAGAUAGUACCGUGGGAAAGGGCAUCAGGCUUGUGCAGGUAAUGCUCUCUGCUUUGAGUCUAUAGAACUAGUGCUGUGCUGCUUGUGGAGCUCUUUGGUUAGAUGCACAGCCAAUCCCUUUAGCAUGUGUUGCUGUUAUAUACAGGACACAUCAGUUUUCCUAUGAAGAGGGGUGUUUACUUUGUGCCCUGGGUGAAGUCUAAAAUGAGUAGUUCUGUCCCACUGCUAAAGCUUCCACUUAUCUGAUGAUACAUCAUAAUUGAACCUGGCUUUUUUCACCAGUCUUGAUUCCUGACAAACUAUUUUCAGUGGGACAUCUAACCACUGUCAGAGUAUGGCACACGGCAUCCAUUUACACUGAAGCUUUGACUGUUAACACAAAAGCAAUGCUCUAGUGCAGAAAAAUCUGCAGCAAAAAUGUCCAAAUUCAGGUGCAUAAAUGUGGCAUGAAUCUAUUCAUGCUCGUGCUAAAGUUAAUGACAAAACUACAAUGUCAUUUCCUGUGUGUUUGCAAAGCUUUUGUCUUUUGUUUGCUUUACGCUUUCAGAAUAGAGGCCAGUAGAGGACUGACAUGUUUGAUUUGAUAUGUAAGAUUUAACUGCUGAAUUCUGCCCAUAAUAAAUGCAAGGAAUGUGAUGCAAGCCCAGAGUUUAAGAUGCAGCUUUUCACAAAGUGCUGAGCGUCACGAAGAUGUAUCACACUUGAUGCUGCAACACAAAUGCAGCCGCAAAGCCUCUUCAAGGUCAUGGUUAACAGCUGUGCUUUUGCAUACUCUGACCUACAAAUCAGAUGUUUUCCUGUGUUCAUGAAUUCAAAAGAUUAGGUUUGGACAACUCUUAAGCCUGAAAUAUUCAUGAUGGGCUCUAGCACAUUGCUAGAGGUUAUUUUAAACUGUGGAAAAUAAUUUGUAUUUUCAAAGUAUGUCAUAUAGGACACUAUGAGACAAACUGUGAGUCACUCUAAAAAAAACCUGGGUUGAUCUAUAAUGUAUUCUUUCAAUAAAUAUUGAACAAUAAAAUACUUAUUCAAAUCAUCA
Messenger RNA from Dromaius novaehollandiae (emu), 3753 nucleotides. It is a transcript of the gene RRAD, whose product is annotated as RRAD, Ras related glycolysis inhibitor and calcium channel regulator. Gene Ontology annotation, biological process: negative regulation of high voltage-gated calcium channel activity. NCBI's taxonomy places the organism in Eukaryota, Metazoa, Chordata, Aves, Casuariiformes, Dromaiidae. Gene Ontology annotation, cellular component: plasma membrane. The record is from RefSeq and is a predicted model, not a curated record. The transcript has 5 exons. Gene Ontology annotation, molecular function: GTP binding; calcium channel regulator activity; GTPase activity. The coding region runs from base 168 to 1085 and encodes 305 amino acids.